Lymnaea stagnalis (great pond snail) is the source of this 8175-nucleotide messenger RNA. Lineage: Eukaryota; Metazoa; Mollusca; Gastropoda; Lymnaeidae. The record is from the annotation of a GenBank genome assembly.
CAGGGGUGUUAUUAAGAUUGUUUUUUUACAAGUGGCCAGGAUGUCAUUCGUGUGGCUCAUCUUAAUGGCUCUUCAGAUGUUCUCAGAAUUGACUACAAGUAACCCAAAUUUAUCCCAGGGAUUUACACCUGCUGACAUCACCGAUUUAGUUUACAAAGUACAGGUGAGUUAAACGUAAUUAUUUUUAUUGGUAAGUCUCAUGCAUAGUCUGAAAAAAGCACACGUAGCCGAACUCAGUCCAAUUCAUACAUGGCCAGUAAAUACAAAGCUCAAACAAAGCCUAGCCAUACAAAGCCUAGCUCAUUAGAGGCCUAGCUCAUACAAAGCCUAGCUCAUUAGAGACCUAGCUCAUACAAAGCCUAGCUCAUUAGAGGCCUAGCUCAUACAAAGCCUAGCUCAUACAAAGCUUUGCACAUACAAAGCCUAGCUCAUUAGAGGCCUAGCUCAUACAAAGCUUUGCACAUACAAAGCCUAGCUCAUUAGAGGCCUAGCUCAUACAAAGCCUAGCUCAUUAGAGGCCUAGCUCAUACAAAGCCUAGCUCAUUAGAGGCCUAGCUCAUACAAAGCCUAGCUCAUACAAAGCUUUGCACAUACAAAGCCUAGCUCAAUAGAGGCCUAUCACAUACAAAGCCUAGCUCAUUAGAGGCCUAGCUCAUACAAAGCCUAGCUCAUACAAAGCUUUGCACAUACAAAGCCUAGCUCAUUAGAGGCCUAGCUCAUACAAAGCCUAGCUCAUUAGAGGCCUAGCUUAUACAAAGCCUUGCUCAUGCAAAGUCCAACUCUUACGAUGUCCAACUCUAACACUAACCAAUUCUUACAUAGACCAACUCUUACACUGACCAACUCUUACAUUGACUAACUCUUACACUGACCAACUCUUACACUGACCAACUCUUACAUAGACCAACUCUUACACUGACCAACUCUUACAUUGACUAACUCUUACACUGACCAACUCUUACACUGACCAACUCUUACAUAGACCAACUCUUACACUGACCAACUCUUACAUUGACUAACUCUUACACUGACCAACUCUUACAUAGACCAACUCUUACAUAGACCAACUCUUACAUAGACCAACUCUUACAUAGACCAACUCUUACAUGACCAACUCUUAGAUAGACCAACUCUUACACAGACCAACUCUUACACUGACCAAUUCUUACAUAGACCAACUCUUGCAUAGACCAACUCUUACAUAGACCAACUCUUACAUAGACCAACUCUUACACAUACCAACUCUUACAUAGACCAACCCUUACAUAGACCAACUCUUACAUAGGCCAAAUCUAACACUGACCAACUCUUACAUAGACCAACUCUUACAUAGACCAACUCUUACAUAGACCAACUCUUACAUAGACCAACUCUUACAUAGACCAACUCUUACACUGACUAACAUAAAUAAGCCAGGUUAAAUUCAAGCGUAAACAAUGUCUGAAUGACAUUAAAACAAAUAUUUGAAGAAAUGAAAAUGUUCACUGGUUUACUUGAAACGAAUUGAAGGCAUACUAUUUAAGGGUGCAAUGUGUUGUCUAUAUUAAUUUGGCAAUUUUUCUGGUGAUAAAGUUCAUGUUUUUAAAGGUGUCAAAAUCAAUUUUUCUGUUGAAGCAAUUUCAGUAGCGAUCAGUCAAAAAAAAAAAAAAAAACAAACAAACAAACAAACUCCAAGGAAAACUCUCCUUUUAUACGCAAUGAACAAACUAUCAAACAGUUCCAUUGUUGAAACUAGCUUAAAGUAUCAAUAGUGUUGUCUAUCUGAUUCACCUGACGUAGUCGUGUAUAGCUUCAAUUAGUUAUGAUCUUGAAAAUUAAAGUCGCAGCGAUUGCAUGUUAUUUCAUAGUACUCCACUCUCAUUAUUAAGUGGGCCGCCACAUGAUUUCAAUAACGUCGACCGGUACGGACAAUAACUUGACCAGUGCGGCCAAUGAUUUGACCAGUACGCCGAUAACAACUAGUAUGGCCAAUAACGUGACCAUUACGGCCAAUAACUUGACCACUAUGGCCAAUAACUUUAUCAGUAUGGCCAAUUGGUUGACCAGUGUAAUUAAUAACUUGACCAGUAUGGCUAUUGUUUUUUUUUUUUUUUACUAUUAAUUAUUUCCCCAGCUGAGGCGCAAACUUGAGAUGGCUCUGAACAGGAACGUGGCUCCAAGCACCACCCGCAAAUCAAGCAGAGANAAGCCUUAGGAACCGAAAAAAAAAAAAAAAAAAAAAAAAAAAAAUCGUCUCUAAAUGAUUAUUCUAUUUCGUAUGAAGCCAUUAGGAUGUUUACUUUGAAACUAAUGUACACAUAUCCCCCGCCUACAAGUUCUUAAACUUAAGCUUUUGGUUCUACCAUCUUUAAAGCUAAAUGGCGAAGUUUUAGGAAGAUUUCUUCUUUAAAAAAAAAACAAAAAACAUAUAUAUAUGGUAGAUUUCGAUCGUGCCACUUUGUUUAAAAGUGCUGCCAAGUUGAAUUCCAUGACUGUGGUCGGCUUGUACACGGUACUAAACUUUGGCAAAUGACCAUAGGUUCUUCAGCCUAGCGGGGCAUCUUGCAUGCUGAACACUUGUUAAGUUUCCUAGAUUCAAACUAGGGCAAGGGUCGACAAAGUUUGAUCGUUUUUUUUUUUAAACCGAGCAGCUAUUUUGAUAAGUUACAUCUGCUAAGGAUAGGUGUUGGGAGCCGUUUGUCAUAAUAGAUAAAUAUUUUUUUUUAAAAGGGCCGAUUCUGUUCCUUCAAAGAGCCGCUUCUGUUCUUUCAAAGAGCCGCUUCUGCUCCUUCAAAGAGCCGCUUCUGUUCCUUCAAAGAGCCGCUUCUGUUCCCUCAAAGAGCCGUUUCAGUUCCUUUAAAGAGCCACCUCUGUUCAUUUCAAAGAGCCAACUCUGUUCAUUCAAAGAGCCUCUUCUGUUCCUUCAAAGAUCCGCUUCUGUUCCUUCUAAGAGUCGCUUCUAUUCCUUCUUCAAUGAGUCGCUUCUGUUCCUUCAAAGAGCCACGUCUGUUCUUUCAAAGAGCCGCUUCUGUUCCUUCACAGAGCCACAUGCUUCUGACCACUGAACUAAGCUAUGCUGACCCAUCGUAGUAUUAUCGUAACAUUUUCUCCUUAACUUUAUCAUCUAAUAAUUUGCUCCGUUUAAUAGUAAAAUAAUCUUUUAUCACAGCUGGUAAAAUAAUUGUUAAACAUGUCUUGACCUAUUUAAAAACUGUAUAAUAAGUUUGUUUCUAAAAGUCCAGUUCUAGUGCAUCUGCCGUACCACCAGUAAACACCAGUCUCUAUAUUUGUCCUCAGACUCGCAGCGCCCCGACACAGUGACCUUUACCUUUGGUCCAAGGCUCCGGGCAACAAUCUCCAAUAAUUUGAGGAAAGCGGUCCUCAUUGUUCGGAUUCGACCCGUGAAGAGCAAGAGGCGACAAGGCAAAGCCAACAUGAAGAUCGCGGCAGAGUCCGAAAUCGCCGAGAAGAUACGAAACGUCACUUCGGAAAAGGCCAUUAAGAAGGAACUGCUGCUCAGAAUUCGCCAAACGCAAAAUCAAGACGAUUACGAUUACGAAGAGAAUCGAUACCCCAGUGGAGAAGAAGACAACGAAACUAGAAAAGGUUCGGACGUCGCCCCCCGAAAAUCCAGCACGCGGGGUCAGGACAAGAAAUUGCGUGAGCUCCCGACGGCAGACGUCAAGGUUGUGAUUAAGAUAAUUGAUUCCGUGACCGGAAAAAAGAGAAGGCUUACGGCCAGCCAGGUGGACGUCAAAGAGCCUUCCGAUGUCAAGGUGACACUCACGAAAGAGGUCAACGAGGCGCUCCACUCCCCCAAUCACACGCUGACCCUGCAGGUCACGUGCAAAAGAUGCAAGCGGCGAGUCCACCUGGAGAAGCUGUUCAAGACGUCCAAGCGGAAAAAUAAAGCGAACGGAUUGAGAACGCGUCGCCUGAACCCCAAUCGCCCCUACCUGGUGAUCACGACCAACGAAAACUCAGCGACGGAGAACAAUAACGCGAAGUCGAUUAGGGACAGCCGGUCUAAACGGCAUGCACCAAACAGCUGUCCGGAAGGUGAAUAUCUUCAGAAAUUUUUGCUGCUCGGCGAAAAGUCGGACACUUGCUGUUCGGAAAGAAUUUACGUCACAUUCGAUCAGCUUGGUUUAGACGAUGUCAUUAUAUUUCCGAAAGGCUUUUCUACGGUGAAUUGCCUGGGCAGUUGUGGACGUAGCGUGUCGGCGCUGCAUCCGAGGACAACGUCAGGAGACGAACUUAGGACGGCGGACGAGGAACUCCGUCGCAGAGCCAGCGGGGAGACCCGUGUUGGGGACGUGUCACCGGGUACCGUAGGUAACACAAGACAAUGCACAUCUAUACAAAAGUCAUCACUAGAUUUAUUUUAUCUGAAUGAGAAUAACACCGUCAUUCCCAUGAAGCUGGACAAUUUUAUCGAUGAAGCGUGUGGCUGUUUAUCGUGACCUUUUGAACCCUCCUAUACCUCACAUCAUUUGAAAUAGUUGAUGAGCUCUUAAUAUUUUUCCCUCCCGAAAUCAGUUAAAAAUGGAACAUAUUUCAAUUGUUCUUCUUCACUAGACAAGAGUGCGCAGAUUCAAUACACUAUAGCCAGUAACGAUAAAUAUGAACCUGGGGCUAGUAUUCAAUCAUUGUAAAAGCAUGGCGUCUUAUCAUGAAGGACGACGAACUCUUCUGUCAUGAAGUUAACGAAAAUCACUUGAUUCCGAACGGUUUCCGAAAUAGCCCAAAAGUCGCGAUAAAUUUUAUUCCAAUAUUUUAUCAGACUUUUAGUUUAGGCCUUAACCAAAUUUUCUUCAUUGAUAUAUGUGAUCUGCGGGCAGUCCCAUCUUCUAUAUCUAAAGCAGGGAACCAAUCUUCAAGCUAUUCUUUAAGUUUUAUUUCCAAAGUAUUAGAACUAAGCUGCUCAAAUCUUGCAGUUAGUAUGAAAUGAAAUUCACAUUUACGAGAAUCCCCGCGUCUUACAAGGAAAUUGUAAUAAAGCGUGUGUCACAAUGAAAUUAUAUUAAGCCAAUCAGAUGUCUUAAGUAAUCCACCCAAGAAGGCCAGUCGCGACAGUCACCCCCAGAUUUAUUGACUUAAUUUCUAUUCACUCCACCCCCCACGGUUAACAAAAGUCCCUAUGACCAGCGGGAGAUUAAGCGUGAAGAAUUUCACUUACGAGAUCCUCAGCUUUCUGGCUACGAUUUUUUUUUACUGAAGGAAUUCAAAUGUACCACAUUUGCGUUAGUGCGCUUUGUUGUUACCAGCUUUUAAGUGAGCUCCAUUUUCUCUGAAGCAAGUAUUACAAGGACAAAGAGUAGUGUAAUUAACAUGGACCUCCACCAGUCGGCCACACGUGUCUGUGUUGCUAAUGUUGAAGGACUCACCAUGGGACUGCAUCUAGAGGUUGGAAUGGGGGCUGAAAACAACUAAGAGUUGUCUUAUUGUUUCGGAGCUAGAGGGGCUGAAAUUGAAUUAUCUGACGCGGUCCUUCAAAGAUCUACAUCGGGAGUAAGUUGGUGGUGAAUUGUAUAUAAUUUAAAUCUGAUUUAAAUCUGAGCAGCUCCCUCGGAUCAUAUAACGUGUUCCUUUCUUUUCUAGCCUGAUCAGAAUUAUUAAAAAACUUCCUUAAACAAAAUUCAACUUGAAAAAAAAAAAUGAAUAUCAAAUUAAUAUCCCGCAGAAUAAGAAAUAAUAUCAGACACUAAAAGAAGUAGUGCCAGACAGUGUAAGAACUAAUAUCAGACGGCAUAAGAAGUAAUGUCAGACAGUAUUAAAGAUAAUAUCGGGCAGUAUACAAAAAUAUUAUGAGACGGCAUCAGAAGUUAAAUCAGACAGAAGGUUCGCUGUCUGUAUUUGUGUCUGUAUUAAUGACGACACGACCUGCAUAAUCCACAAGCUAUCGCUUUACUUUUGGUGACGGCUAGCAUCGCCAUCUCUGGGGCUGAAUUUUAAGAGAUAUCAGGGGAUCCCAGUAUGUUAUAUAUGCUCUAAUAAAUCUAUUUAUCAAUGAAUCUAUCAUGAACUAUACUUGACUGUGCAAUAACUAGCAUUACAUAGCAACAUUCAUGGCGUAUUUUCAUCAGAAUAGUGUAUGCCAAAGAUACAUUUACAUUCAAAUAUCAGGAGAUGAUUGUGGAUAUUUUCUCAUAAAGACUUUCACAAAAGCGGGAAGGAGGGUAGUGACGUAGGAAGAGGCGGUUCAAUCCCAGAGGAGGGGGGAGGGGGGCCAUUUUUAUAUGUACAUGCAGGGGCAGAAUCUUCGACCAACUGCAUUGUAUCAGCAAAAAUCUUGGACUGCCGAUUCCGCACUUACCUUAGCUACGCAUUUGGAGGAGUGCACCUUUAGUUGUCAUCACAAGGAGAUUAAGCCGUGAUAUCAUUUCCGGUUUUUAUCUCCCCCCCCCCCUCAACUAGCCUUAAUAUUAACUUCCGGUAGCUAAGAUGAAAAAUGGGAUCAGUAUUAUUACACAAUGGAUGUAUGGAGAUAGAUGUUGGCUGCAUCCAUCAAUAAAUAUGAUUUUAGGCAAGCAGAUGCUUCUUUGGAGGCGAGUGUGCUUUAAAUAAACUUAAAGGUUCAAGGCUUAAAGUCAAGAUUACUUCACAACAAAAUGAACCAUAAAGAGCCGAUUGAGUGUACGAUAAUUGAAGCACCACCUCCCUGUCUCCCCCAAGUGCUCUUCACGUUUCUAUUGGUCUAUAUUGAUCAUCAAAACUGCAGAGAGCAGAAGUGGGCUCUGCAAAAAGCUUCUAAAACUAGAACUAAAGAAAUGAAGUUAAAUAUUUUUUUAAAAAUAUCGGCAUUAUUCAGUCAAUUAAUCCUGUUAAUUUAAACAGCUUUGGAAUAGUUCAGUAGAAGAGAUUUUUCUUCUUCCUCAAUCUGAAGAACCCCACAAAUUUAAAGUUUACAAAUCAUAAGAAAAUAUGCUGCUGAUCUAAAAAAUAUCACUGAUUUUAGCACAUAUGUUUUGAAUAUGUGCUCAAGGUGUAACUGUCUGAGAACAUGUCAAUGUGCAACUACAUGUGUAUUAACUUAUUUUCAUAACGAAAUUACUUUUUUUUUGCAUGAACACAAAGGAACUAUGUUUUGGUCUCUCAUGGCAUUACUGCAAUGUCCCCCUAGGGUUUCAUGACUUACUGCACUGUCCCCCAGGGUCCCAUGGCAUUACUGAACAGCCCUCUGGGGUUCUAUGGCAUACCAUACUGUCCCCCAGGGUACCAUGGUAUUACUGCACUCCCACUCCCCCUAGUUCCCAUGGCAUUACUGCACUCCCCCUAGUUCCCAUGGCAUUACCGCACUGUCGCCCAGGGUCCCAUGGCAUUACUGAACAGCCCUCUGGGGUCUGGGUUCGCAUAGCAUAACUGCACUGCCCGAUAGGGUCCCAUGACAUUACUGCACUAUCCCCAGGGACCCAUGGCAUUACUGAACAGCCCUUUAUGAUCCCACGGCAUUACUGCACAGCCCUCUAGGGUUACAUGGCAUUACUGCACUGCCCCAUAGGGUCCCAUGGCCUCUUGCACUGCCCCCUUGGGUCCCCAUGACAUUACCGCACUGCCCCCUUAAGUGGAUGUCAUUACUGCACUGUCCCCCAGAAUCCCAUGGCAUUACUGCACUACCCUCUUGGAUUCCAUGGCAUUAGUGCACAGCCCUCUAGGCCCGAUGGCAUUACCGCACAGCCCUCUAGGCCCCAUGGCAUUACUGCACUGUCCUCCAGAAUCCCGUGCCAUAACUGCACUACCCUCUUGGAUUCCAUGGCACUACUACACAGCCCUCUAGACCCCAUGGCAUUACUGCACUGCCCCUAGGCAAAUGUGUAAUUUAUUUUGAUAUUUUUUUUUUACUGCUAGUUUUUCCGUGGCGUUACGGAAAGUGCUGUUACGGGUAAAUGGUGGAUUGGGCCAUAUGUGUGCACUGUGCUGACUGAACGCAUGCUAAAGUCACUUUGGUAGUGGUCGUCACCACACAUAUACGCCUCGUUGAAAGAAAUGUUAUGUUUUUAUUAGUAUUGAAAUUUGACAAUAAUCGUGUCUUUCAUGCAUUUUAUACUUUGAGAUGUUGAUGUGUUGAGUUUUAGAACGUAAUUGAUCAUAAUGUUUGCGAUUUAGUGUGUAGUCUACAUAAAGUUGCAAGGUGUGUGAACACCGCAUCACAACACAAUAUUGCAUAAUAAAAGGCACAACUCACGCAACAACAAC